AUGAUAAGCGAAUUCGAGUCAGCUGUCAGCCUCCAUUUUUUGCCUUUAAGACUAGCAACUGCUACAAACUUAGUCCAAUCUGGGGAAUCCCCAUCAUAUGUCAACAUGAUUCUUCUUGAGACUCUAAGGCUAUAUCCACCAGGAGUUAUGUUUACGCGAAUACUUGGGGAAACAACCAAAUUGGGAAACAUAACUUUACCUAGUGGAGUUCAAGUCAACAUACCUACAUUUUUCAUUCAUCGUGACCAAGAAAUAUGGGGAACUGACGCAAACGAAUUCAACCCAGAAAGAUUUAGUGAAGGUGUUGCAAGUUCAACGAAGGGCAAAUUUGCUUAUUUCCCAUUUGGCUAUGGUCCUCGAGUAUGCAUUGGACAAAAUUUUGCUAUAUUAGAAGCUAAAGUCGCACUUACCACAUUUUUACAACAUUUUAGCUUCGAACUUUCUCCGUCUUAUGCCCAUGCUCCUUUUCUUGUUGUGACACUCCAAGCUCAGUAUGGAGCACAAGUAAUAUUACGUAAGUUGUAA
This is a messenger RNA of Lycium ferocissimum, 525 nucleotides long. RefSeq names its product 11-oxo-beta-amyrin 30-oxidase-like. Bases 1 to 525 code for a protein of 174 amino acids. The record is from RefSeq and is a predicted model, not a curated record. Gene Ontology annotation, molecular function: iron ion binding; monooxygenase activity; oxidoreductase activity, acting on paired donors, with incorporation or reduction of molecular oxygen. NCBI's taxonomy places the organism in Eukaryota, Viridiplantae, Streptophyta, Magnoliopsida, Solanales, Solanaceae. The transcript is spliced from 2 exons.